AUGGCUCGCUACGCCGUGGUCGCCGCCAUCGUGGCCCUCCUCGCCGUGACCGCGGCGGCGCAGGCCCCGGCCGCCACCCCGACGCCGGCGCCCAAGGCGGCGCCCAGGAUAGCCCCGCUGCCGCCUCCCCCGGCGCGGUCCCCGGCCACCGCCCCGGCGCCGGCCUCCAAGCCGCCCACCCCCGCCGCGUCGCCGUCCCCGCUGGCCUCUCCCCCGGCCCCGCCCACCGCCGAGGGCCCCGCGCCGUCCGCCGCGACGACCCCGACCUCCUCCGUCUCCUCCGCCCCGACCGGCGCCCCCACCGUCGCGCCCGCCGGCAGCGGCGGCGCCGCUUCACACGCCUCCGCCCUCGGCUUCGUCGCCGUCGCCGGCGCGGUCGCAGCCGCCGUCAUGUUCUAG
This is a messenger RNA of Miscanthus lutarioriparius, 399 nucleotides long. Lineage: Eukaryota; Viridiplantae; Streptophyta; Magnoliopsida; Poales; Poaceae. The record is from the annotation of a GenBank genome assembly.